This is a messenger RNA of Daphnia carinata, 1433 nucleotides long. Its product is annotated as vitamin D3 receptor-like. Gene Ontology annotation, molecular function: RNA polymerase II cis-regulatory region sequence-specific DNA binding; nuclear receptor activity; zinc ion binding. Gene Ontology annotation, biological process: cell differentiation; positive regulation of transcription by RNA polymerase II; hormone-mediated signaling pathway. Bases 103 to 1302 code for a protein of 399 amino acids. NCBI's taxonomy places the organism in Eukaryota, Metazoa, Arthropoda, Branchiopoda, Diplostraca, Daphniidae. The transcript has 6 exons. The record is from RefSeq and is a predicted model, not a curated record.
AUACAAACUUUUGGGUUAAGUCGGGGAAUAGGUUUUGUUUGUUUUGUUUGUUUUUUCUUUCUUUCUUCCUCGUGGUUUCAAACUGAAUUCUUCCGAGACAAAAUGAUGCCCCGCUCUUUUCCGCCGUUUGACUCCAUUAUCCAGGAGCUUGCCCAAAAAUUGGAUGUCGAAGAUGAAACAUUGCUUUGUAGUGAAAAAAUGUUUGAAAAGAAAGAAGAAAGCUUUACCAGAUGUUACACUAAGGAAAAAAUCGAGAAACCGUGCGUCGUUUGCGGUGACCAUGCCACCGGUUGCCAUUACAAAUGUUGGACUUGUGAAGGCUGCAAGGGCUUUUUCCGUCGAAGUCUCUCAAAAAAAGGAACCUAUACGUGCGAUUGGGGAAACAAUUGUAUAGUCGACAAAUUUUCACGUACCCAAUGCCAGAAAUGUCGUUACGAUAAAUGUAUCGCCAUGGGAAUGGUUUCAAACUCGACGCAUAUGUACGUACCAUCAGGUCAAAAAGUGAAAUGUUUAGCGAAAGAAAGCAAUGUCAUACCAGUCCUGAAGGUGUCAUCUGCCAGAAGACGGAUAGUUAAACCCACGAUGCCUGAUACUAUUACCGACCUGCUCAACCCCAUUGUUCGAGCUUAUCGGGAGACUUUCACACGAAACGGUCCGAGUCGAAGCAACUCCCUCAAUCACGCGACUGAAAUCAAUUGCCUUGCUGCACUUCAUAUGGCUGACAUGCUAACACCGACCAUAGGCAAGGUGAUAACGUUUGCCAAAGCGCUUGCUGGAUUCAACACUUUUACGACAGACGACCAGAUUUGCCUAUUACUAGGAUCGUGCAUCGAAGUUCUCUGCCUGAGAACGGCCUUAAGGUUCGAUGUGGUUCGGCAGGGCUUUCCUUUGCGAGGUGAACAACUGCUCACUCGAUCGGAUGUACUAGCUCAACCUGAGCUCGGAAUGCUAUCGCCACUUUUCAGCUAUGCGCAACGCAUAGCUGACCUAAAGUUGGAUGAAACUGAAGCUGCCAUCUUAAUUGCUACCUGGAUCCUUCAGUCGUCUAGACCUGAUCUAAAAGAACCGGAGGGUGUUGAAGUGUUUCAAGAAUCAGUUAUGAAUGUGGCCAUGUCAUACGCCAAGAAUGGACCCCAUGGUACAGACGAACUACGAUGGCUGAAAACCUUAAUGGCACGUUCUCCACCCCUAUUGGGAAUCUCUGUCCGUGCCCAGACUGAUAAGUUAGCCAUCUAUUUGCUCAUCGAACAUGUCGUGACCCUUCCGUUGUCCUUUCUGCACCUUUUCGAAGAAGACGAUUGAGCAGUGUUGUACCCGUUACAUUCGACGAGCAUUUUCCAUCAUUCUGGCGUUGUAUUUCAUUGCCAAGCUUAUUUUGUUAUUCAUUUUUGAGUUCUAAUUAUCAAAUGAAAUACAGAAGUUUCCUCAAAUAA